Messenger RNA from Salarias fasciatus (jewelled blenny), 3065 nucleotides. RefSeq lists its product as uncharacterized. NCBI's taxonomy places the organism in Eukaryota, Metazoa, Chordata, Actinopteri, Blenniiformes, Blenniidae. Bases 1 to 2628 code for a protein of 875 amino acids. The record is from RefSeq and is a predicted model, not a curated record. The transcript is spliced from 2 exons.
AUGGAAGACACACACAAGAAGGCCAUCCUGGCGUCCAGCCUGAUCAAAAAUGUCAUUUUUAAGAAGAUGCAGUUUGAGCAGGAGCGCAGAAUGGAGCGGGGGGAGAUCAGCGAGUCGCAUCCGGCGGCUUCGUGCUGCUUUGCACCGUGGGAGAGCGCCGCUGGGGUGAAGGGCAGCAGGGAGCUGCUCAGGCAUGCCACGGAGUUCCACAGCAGCUCUCAAUGUGCAGAAAUGUGCGCGGACGAAGCGGACGGCUCAGAUGGCUCCCGCGAGCCCGCCGCCAGCUCCCGGAGAGCCGCCGCCGCGGCCGGGCCGACGGGCGAAGCCGGCGUUCGGACUAAAAUUGGAUCGUCGGAAGCGUUUAAGAGCACGCUGCUAUGCAGCCAAAGUAACGCGUUCAGAUGCUGGAGGGACGACGAGGUCGAGUUUCAAGAGGACCGUAGGAAGGAUCGAACCGUGGAGGGGCGACCGGGCGACGGCGCCGCGGCGCACGGGAGCAAAACAACCAAAAUGUCUCAUCUGUUUGUGCCGAGUAUACAGCUGCAGUCCAACAACGGAAACUCCCCGAAACUGACCCAGAGCAGGUCCCACUCCCCCGACGGGGCUGCAGCCGACGUCAAGCUGCGCUCCGACAGCAGCCUGUACAUCGCCGACUCCAGGAAUCCAGCGGCUUCAGCCAAACCUCCGGAAAUUAAAAUCAACCUGCGGAGCGCCAGGGGGAAUAGCGGCGAUCCUCCGGCCGUCUCAAAGCAGCUGUCCCCCGCCGUCGGCUGCUCGGCAGCCAGACAGGCCAAGACAGACGACUCCAAACACCAGCUGCUGCCGGCGGCGUCCCGGGGGGAGUCCGCAGAUAAAGUGCCCCAUUUCAUGGUAAGAGAUGUGAGAGAUACCAAAGGGAAACUACAGACGCCCAUUCAUCAAGUCAGAGACGUGAGAAAACUGGUUAAAAGCUCCUAUCACUUUGUUCCGGCAGACAGCGGCGACAAUAAAUGUACACUUCAGUGUUCUGACGGACAACAACAGCAGAAAACGAGGAAUUCUGUGUCACCUAUAGUGAUAAAAUAUCAAUCUGUCAACACGAACAGUUAUGAGAAAUCUUCAGAAAAUGCCAAGACAGCUAAAGUAAAGACUCCGGACAGCACUAAAACUGAUCCUCUGCAAAGAGAAGCUGGGUUAGCUCUGAGCCACGCGUCAAAUUCAGAGGAAAGCGGCGGGUUGAGGGCUGAAAACGGUCCCAAGAAGCAAGAAAAAAUUUUUGACACGAAAGAUAAGAAAUCGGAGCUGAAGGUACCAAAUCAGGGAGCUUUGGAGAAACUCCAGGCAGCGGUCAAAACCAUGGAGCAGCUCUAUGUAUUUGAGAAGAAUGAAUGGAAAAGAAAGAGUGAGCCCCAGCCGCUGAUGGACAGCCACGUCUUGUCACUGAUUGCCAGCGAGGACCUGAGCGUGGGGCCGGAGGGGGGAGGGGCACGAGGGCACGGUAUGGACAAGGCCUGUUCAAGUAUAGACAAGUCAAAGAUGGCGGCUCCGACCAGGGAAGGCAUGAAGAGGCAAGACGACAAAGACCGACAGGCUCCUCAGGCGGCGCGAGCAUCGAGCACUGUGGGGGGCCACGCCACGCUCAGCCUCAGCGCCAAGUCCGCCACGUCCGCCACAACGCCGCAGCUGAAGAACAUCGAACAAAUCCUCCAAGACACAAAACAUCCCGUCCUCGAUUUCCCAAAGCUGCCUGUGUCAGUAAGACACAGUCAAGCAGGGCAAAGCGGGACUGAAGUAGACGAACCAAAAGCGGCUGACAGGUUCUCACAAGGGUUUUCAACCGACAGCGACGACUACUUAACCAUUCCGGUCAAUCCUCGUCCCACAAGCAGCAAAAAGUCCUUAUCGGUUGAUAAAACAUCGUCUCAUGCGUCAGCCAGAACCAAGUCCCCGGGACAAACGGGGACCGGAGUACCGAGCCAAUCAGAGCCCAGCGCGGGAAUCAAACUCUCCAGCAUCGUGAUGGAGACUCAUUCAGCGGAGGGAACCUCGGCGUCCAUCUACCACUCCCUGCCCAGAGGCCUGGCCGGCAGCCAGCCCCAGUUCUACUGCUUCUCCCCGGCGGUCACCCCGGCCCUCGUGGACCCGUUUCAGACCGUGGAGAGGAAGAUGCUCCUGGACCCCUCCAGUGGGAACUACUACCUGGUGGACACUCCGGUCCAGAUGACCACCAAACGCCUCUUUGACCCGGAACUCGGUCAGUACGUGGAUGUUCCCAUGUCACAGCCGCCCCUGGCACCGAUACCGAUCCAGAUCCCCCAUCUGGCCCUCAGCCCUGGUCCUGCGUACAUGCUCUACCCGAGCUUCCUGCCGACGCCGUCCGUGAUGCCGACGCAGGCGCUGGUGCAGCCGGCGGCCGGCGGCGAGGACCGGGUCUCUUCCCAUCCGACGGAGGGCGUCUACAUGGAGAGUCCCGUCUAUAUGGCCACCGGAAGCUUCCCCCACGCCGCCUGCGGGCCCCAGCAGGUGGCGCCGACCGCCGUCAGGCCGCCGCGGCCGCUGAUCAGCUUCAACCCCCAACAGGGCACCCGGAUCGUCGCCCCACCCUCGUUUGACGGGACCACAAUGAGCUUCGUGGUGGAGCACAGAUGAACGGCAGCCGAGCCGAGCUUCAGUGGACGCUGGACUGCUGUCAUGUCUGAUUUCUUCCUGCUUUCUCAUCUGGUUAUUUUCUUUUUUAAAUUCAUUUUGUCAAAUGCAGCAAACUGCAGCAGUUCUUUCGUAAAUAUGUCUAUAAAUUGUUGUGACUGUGACUGAGAUUGAGAUUAUUUCAUUUCAAUUCUUGAAUUUCAAACUAAUAUAUUUUGAACAGUAGAUAAUUAUAUUUUUGACAUUUAUUUUUGUAAAAUGUAAAUUGAUAUAAUCAUUAUUUAUUUUCUGAAUCAUAUCAAUCAUUGGUUUCAUCUAAAAUAUUGACUGUUCAAUGACUGUUUGAGUAAAGAUGGAAAUGUCUGGCGCUGCAGAUGAAGCCUUUGUGGGUGAAGCGCUCACUCUUUUUAAUCUGUCACAGAUUUUUUUUUGUUAAAGUC